Molecule: messenger RNA, 861 nt
Organism: Aspergillus alliaceus
Lineage: Eukaryota; Fungi; Ascomycota; Eurotiomycetes; Eurotiales; Aspergillaceae
Exons: 2
Coding region: 1-861 (286 amino acids)
Molecular function (GO): methyltransferase activity
Source: RefSeq, a predicted model, not a curated record
AUGGCUUCAGUCAAAUCCUCACCACAUCUUCUCAGCCCCUCUCCACUCUCUGCCUGCAUGGAGGUCAAGCAGGAUCUUCUUGCGAACCUCCAAUCCGGCGCAGUGAUGCCCAUUGCGAACCCCAUUGACACAGCUAGCCCUCACCAGCCACCUACAACAAACUUGAAAAGCGAGAUCUUUGCCGGACUAAGCUCUCCUUCCCCCUUUCUUCCAUCUCUCCUACUCUGGGGGGACAAUGGCAUCCGCCACUUCAACAAACUCACCUUUCAUCCAAAAUACUACCCAAGCCGCACGGAACUGGCCAUGGUCAAGCGGUAUGCCGAGGAGUUCGCAUCCAUAACACCCGCGGGCAGCGUCCUUCUUGAAUUGGGCUGCGGAAGUCUCCAUAAAACAAGUAUCAUCCUUUCGGCCUUUGACCGUCUCCGCCGUCCGAUUAGUUACUAUGCACUCGACGUCUCCGAGGCUGAACUCCACGCAAGCAUCCAGAGGCUACGCCAGGAUUUCGCUCACUCGAAGUUCGUCUCCAUCCACGGUCUGUAUGGAACUUACGACGACUGUGCGGCGUGGCUGCUCUCCCUAUCGACCUCGGCCCGUCCUCGCGGUCUUCCCAACCUAGCCCCAGGCCAGGUCAUCUCCUUCCUAUGGAUAGGGAACAGUAUUGCCAACAUGCAUCCGCCAGAAGCCACAGCAAUGCUUUCCAAGUUCCAUCAAGCCUGUUCGGCAUCUCGACUCCAAUGCCGAUUCCUCAUCGGCAGCGACGCAUGUGGUGAACCCGCUACAGUGCUGAACGCAUACAACUCGGACCGACAAGGAGAUAGAUUACAAUUUCUACGCCAUAACGUCUCAGCAGAGUCUCGCUGA